Nicotiana tabacum (common tobacco) is the source of this 256-nucleotide messenger RNA. Lineage: Eukaryota; Viridiplantae; Streptophyta; Magnoliopsida; Solanales; Solanaceae. The record is from RefSeq and is a predicted model, not a curated record.
AUGACGAAUAAAAAAAUUCUAUGCAAUUCUGAAAGGGGGAAAGAUCCCUCGGAUAGAAUCAUUCGAUUAUAUUGACAAUUUCAAAAAACUGAUCAUACUAUGAUCAUAGUAUGAUGGCGGUUGGUCAAGCAGGCCCCCAUCGUCUAGUGGUUUAGGACAUCUCUCUUUCAAGGAGGCAGCGGGGAUUCGAAUUCCCCUGGGGGUAGGGUACUACGAAAGGAAGUUGAUCAUGGAUUACCAAUAAGUCUAAAAUUGA